GGACAUCCCGGGCGGACGGGCGCCGCGGCACGGCCGAGGGGGCAUUCUCCACGACCGGGCAAAGGCGAGCCGAUUCCCAGAAACCCGGCGUUUCCUCUCGCCCCCGGAGCCCAUUCGGCACACGGAGGUUGUGCAACCGCUGCAGGUGGAUCUGCGCCGGGGGGGAUUGGGAAAGGCGACGUCCCGCUGCCGGACGGCUCCCGGGAGCCCUCCGCUUCUCCCGCCAGGCUGGGCCCCCCCCGCAACCUGUCGCCCCACGGCGAGGGGUCAGCUGGGGAUCGCGGCAUGGCCGCGACCGCGGGACGCGGCACGCAAGGGGUUACAGCGCCGGGAGAGAGCGGCUGCAGGUGCGCGGCGGGGCAAGGUGCAGAGCCAAUAGCGCAGCGCCGCGGGGCACGGCGUGGGGCACGGCACGGGGCACGGCGUGGGGCACAGUGUGGGGCACGGCGUGGGGCACCCGCAGCGCGCCCACGGCAGGAAUGCGCCGCGCGGGGCGGCGCCGGGUGAAGGCCACAUCUCCGGGCGCGCGGCCCGCGCGGAUGUUUGUCACCUGCCGUGCUGCCCGAGCACGGACGCCACGGGGCACGGAGCGGCCGGUGGCAGUGGGGGGGCCGAGCUCGUGGCCCCCGGCUCCAUGGGGCGCCCAGGCCCCACUGGCCGCCCUGGAGCCUCCGGGCAGGAGCAGCAGGAACCGGCCCUUCCCCUGGGGGCCCUGCCGGGCGCCCCGGCCCCCCCGGCCCCGCGGCAGCCCGCCAUGGUGCUGCGGGAGUCCCCGUUCCCCAGCCGGGCCCUGGCGGCCCUGAACCGCCUGGCCGAGGGGCUGCUCUUGCCCAGCUUCUGGGCUGCCAACCGGCUCCUUGACCUGCGGGAGACCACGGCGGAGCGGAGGCGACGGCACCGCGGGGGCCGAUGCCGGUGCUGCUGCGCCUGCGCCGGGCGGGCGCUGGCCGGGCUGGCGGGCUCGGCGCUGCUGCUGCUCUCGCUGCCCCUGGCCGCCCUGGGGCUGCUGCUGUGGCUGCCGGUGCAGGCGGCGCGGCGGCCCUUCGCCUACCAGCACGCCGCGCUCCCGGCCCCCGCCGCCGCGCCCUGGGCCCCGCAGCAGCGCCGCACCUUCACCUUCGUCAGCGCCAACCUCUGCCUGCUGCCCAGCGGCCUGGCCAAGUUCAGCAACCUGGGCCAGACGCUGCAGCGCGCCGCCUACGCCGCCCGCGAGCUGGCGCCGGCCCCCCCGAGCCCCGCCGGCGCCCGCGCCAGCCUGGUGCCCCCCGGGCGCGGGGCGGCCGGCGGCUACGGGGGGACCCUCUGCACCCCGCGGCGGCCCGGCGGGCGGCCCCGGGACAGCGUGGUGGUGGAGGUGCCCGAGGACGGUGGCGGCGGGGGCUUCGAGGGGCACGGGGACGCUGAGUAUCGCGGGAGCAUCGAGGACCACAGGGAUGCUGAGCAUCGCGGGAGCAUCGAGGACCACAGGGAUGCUGAGUAUCGCGGGAGCAUCGAGGACCACAGGGAUGCUGAGUAUCACGGGAGCAUCGAGGACCACAGGGAUGCUGAGUAUCGCGGGAGCAUCGAGGAUCACAGGGAUGCUGAGCAUCGCGGGAGCAUCGAGGACCACAGGGAUGCUGAGUAUCGCGGGAGCAUCGAGGACCACAGGGAUGCUGAGUAUCACGGGAGCAUCGAGGACCACAGGGAUGCUGAGCAUCGCGGGAGCAUCGAGGACCACAGGGACGCUGAGUAUCGCGGGAGCAUCGAGGACCACAGGGAUGCUGAGCAUCGCGGGAGCAUCGAGGACCACAGGGAUGCUGAGUAUCGCGGGAGCAUCGAGGACCACAGGGAUGCUGAGUAUCACGGGAGCAUCGAGGACCACAGGGAUGCUGAGUAUCGCGGGAGCAUCGAGGACCACAGGGAUGCUGAGUAUCGCGGGAGCAUCGAGGAUCACAGGGAUGCUGAGCAUCGCGGGGGCAUCGAGGACCACAGGGAUGCUGAGUAUCGCGGGAGCAUCGAGGACCACAGGGAUGCUGAGUAUCGCGGGAGCAUCGAGGACCACAGGGAUGCUGAGUAUCGCGGGAGCAUCGAGGACCACAGGGAUGCUGAGUAUCGCGGGAGCAUCGAGGAUCACAGGGAUGCUGAGCAUCGCGGGGGCAUUGAGGACCACAGGGAUGCUGAGUAUCGCGGGAGCAUCGAGGACCACAGGGAUGCUGAGUAUCGCGGGAGCAUCGAGGACCACAGGGAUGCUGAGUAUCACGGGAGCAUCAAGGCGCACCGGGAUGCUGAGUAUCACAGGACCAUCGAGGACCACAGGGAUGCUGAGUAUCACGGGAGCAUCAAGGCGCACCGGGAUGCUGAGUAUCACAGGACCAUCGAGGACCACAGGGAUGCUGAGUAUCACAGGACCAUCAAGGCGCACCGGGAUGCUGAGUAUCACGGGAGCAUCGAGGACCACAGGGAUGCUGAGCAUCGCGGGAGCAUCAAGGCGCACCGGGAUGCUGAGUAUCACAGGACCAUCGAGGACCACAGGGAUGCUGAGUAUCACAGGACCAUCGAGGAGCACCGGGAUGCCGAGCAUCGCGGGGGCACCGAGGAGCCCGGGGCUGCCGAGGAGCGCGGGCGCAUCGAGGAGCACUUCCCGGAGGACGCGGACUUCCUCUGCUUGCAGGAGGUGUUCGACCCCGGGGCGACGGCCGUGCUGCGCCGGCGGCUGGGCCGCUCCUUCGAGCACGUCCUCUACGACGUGGGCGCCUACGGGCUGCGCGGCCGCUGCGGCGGCUUCAAGGUGCUCAACAGCGGGCUGCUGCUGGCCAGCCGCUACCCGCUGCUGGCCGCCCAGUACCGCUGCUACCCCAACGGCGCCCACGAGGACGCCCUCGCCGCCAAGGGGCUGCUCUCCGUCCAGGUGCUGCUGGGCUCCGCGCAGGGCCAGAGGAUCGUGGGCUACCUCAGCUGCACCCACCUGCAAGCGCCGGCGUGCGACGCCGCGGUCCGCGACGCCCAGCUGACGCUGGGGCUGCACUGGGUGCAGCUCUUCCGCGACGCCCACGAGGAGCGCGGCGACGUCGUGGCCUUCGACGUCUACUGCGGCGACUUCAACUUCGACAACUGCUCCCGAGGCGACGAGCAGAACCAGGCGCACCCCAUCUUCGAGGAGUACCGGGACCCGUGCCGCAUCGGGCCCGGCCGGGACCAGCCCUGGGCCAUGGGUACCUGCCUGAACUACCUGAGGAUCUACGAGGAGCCCGUCUCCACCCCGGAGAAGCUGAAGCGCACCCUGGCGCAGGCGGCCGGGCGCCGCAGCUACCUGGCCGAGCCCAUCCUCCGCGACGGGCGGCCGGACCCGGCGGCGCGGGGGCCGUGGCGGGGGCGGCGCGUGGACUACGUCCUGCACCGGGAGCCCCGCGGGCCCGCGGCCCUGCGCACGGAGGAGGCGGCGGUGUCGGUGGUGACCCAGCUGGCCGCCCGCUCCGACCACCUGCCCGUGGUGCUGCGGCUCGCCGUGGGGCCCGCGCCCCCCUGACCGGCCCCCCCCGAGCCCCGACGGCGCGGGGAGACCCCCCCCUCCACCCCCCCGCCCCGGCUGCACCCAGGCCUGACGCCCCGCCGAGGGCCGCGCGUUUUUAGCAAAUAAAGCCGGGGCGCUCGGCGGG
This is a messenger RNA of Dromaius novaehollandiae (emu), 3635 nucleotides long. RefSeq names its product sphingomyelin phosphodiesterase 3-like. Gene Ontology annotation, biological process: sphingomyelin metabolic process. The transcript has 8 exons. Lineage: Eukaryota; Metazoa; Chordata; Aves; Casuariiformes; Dromaiidae. Gene Ontology annotation, molecular function: sphingomyelin phosphodiesterase activity. Gene Ontology annotation, cellular component: cytoplasm; extracellular region. The record is from RefSeq and is a predicted model, not a curated record. The coding region runs from base 635 to 3505 and encodes 956 amino acids.